This is a messenger RNA of Arabidopsis arenosa, 1347 nucleotides long. The record is from the annotation of a GenBank genome assembly. Lineage: Eukaryota; Viridiplantae; Streptophyta; Magnoliopsida; Brassicales; Brassicaceae.
UUUUCAGAUUUAGUUUUUUCAAGAAAAAAAUGUCUUUUCUUGCGCCUUGUCAAAUCUUGGAGCUGAAUAUUAUUUCGGCCCAAGAAUUGGCGCCCGUGGCACGGUGUAUGAAGACAUAUGCAAUCGCUUGGAUUGAUCCAGAGCGUAAAUUGACGACUCGGGUCGACAAUACGGGUGGAACAAGCCCUACAUGGAACGACAAGUUUGUGUUUCGUCUAGAUGAGGAAGCACUCUACGAUGCCACAUCAAUAGUUGUUAUAGAGAUCUAUGCAUUGCAUUGGUUCAAAGACAUUCAUGUUGGAACGGUACAAACCUUAAUAAGUGACCUUGUCAGCCCUUCUUCGGCUAUGAGAUUUGUUACCCUAGAGGUUCUUCGUGCCUCGGGCCGCCCUCACGGCCUUCUAAACAUUGCGGUGGGGCUUAUCGAUAACUCAGGCCAAAGCAUGCCUCUUUUGUUUGAAGAAGAUUUGUUGUUUCACAAGAAAAACAUAUCUUCAAAACCUGUAGGGCUUCGACGGUCAAAAAGUGAUACAAGCUCAAUGGUGGAUUCACCAAGGAAGGUGACACAAUCCCGUGUGAGUUCUACUACAAACUCAGGUUUUGAGAAAGAUGAGUUUUCAUCUGACUCUCAAAUGGUUGUGUAUGAGCCUCAAAGAAAAACGCCGAAUACAUUGUUGAGGCAAAAAAAGCAACAAAUCGUGUAUGGGACACCGAUGAGGCCAAGGAACACGACAGCAUAUACUCCCAAAAGGAACAAUAUCGAAUAUGGAACACCAAUGAGGUCAAGACCAAUCGUUAUUACAGAAUCUGAUUUAGGUCCUUCAGCCUCAGUGGUUGCUGCCCAAAUAGCAAAAGAGAAGGCACUCACAGGGAAAGAUGCUGAGAGUACUGUGAUAAGUGUUGGUGAACGAAGCGUCGAGGGUCUUCGUUCCAAGCUAGAAAGGUGGCAAGCCAAUCUACCAGUGGUUUUAGACGUGGGUUCAAGUUAUCAACCAAGUUCUGACUACAAAACAAACUCUAACUUUAACCCUAAAUCAAGUUACAAGCCUAACGAAAUUGUCCCAAGAAAUCCUCAGAUGAUUGGAGCUCCCAUCCAAAAGCAAAGUGGGAGGAACAAGAAAGGAGGAGAUAAUGGAUUGUUUUCAUGUUUUGGUAACAUUUGUGGCAUUGAGUGUUCUAUUGUUUGUGGUGGCUCUAGUGGACAAAAAGCAGCCAAGAAGAAGAAGAAAAAGAAGUGAAAAAACUUCAAACACUAUUCCUUCAAUUCUAAAUGAUUCAUUUCUCAUUAUGUUUCUAUUUUUCAAGCUUGUCGAUUUUGCUACUCAAUAAUCAAAUUUAUAAUAGUAA